Messenger RNA from Fraxinus pennsylvanica, 1422 nucleotides. NCBI's taxonomy places the organism in Eukaryota, Viridiplantae, Streptophyta, Magnoliopsida, Lamiales, Oleaceae. The record is from the annotation of a GenBank genome assembly.
AUGUUUUCUGUGAAUUUGAAUGGUAGGGAAGAGCAAGAGAGUUCAUCAUCGAUGGCUUUAGGUGAAGUGGACUUCUUUUCUGAUAAGACUGAUCAUAUUCAUAUUGCUGUUGUCAACAAGGAAGAUAAUUCAGUCACCCCGAGAGAAUUAGAGUUGAAUACUGGUUUGCAACUUGUUACUGCAAAUACUGGAAAUGAUCAGUCAACGGUAGAAGAUGGGAUUUCAUCAGAUCGAGAUCGUGUGGAGGAUAAUAAGCUAGCCAAGAAUGAAUUGUCAGAAUUGCAAGUUGAGCUUCAAAGAAUGAAUUCCGAAAAUCAGAAAUUAAGAGGGAUGCUUGCUCAGGUCAACAACAAUUAUAAUGCACUAAAUAUGCAGGUUGAAGCACUCAUGCACCAACAAAAAAAUUCAAGUGCCGAAAAAAGGAAGAUUGGGGAAAGAAAAUCUCAAGAAAAGAAAGAGAAAAAUGUAGAAUCUAGAGAUUCAAGACAGUUCAUGGACUUGGCCCCAGCUACGAUGAAUGAGAUGGAUGAACCAUCAAAUUCUUCAUCAGAAGAAAGAACACUCUCUGGAUCACCUCACACCAACAUGGAACUGUUAAGAACUAAAAGGGUUGGAGGGAAAGAGAGCCUGGAAUCAGAUGGCUUGGCUCCUAACAAGGUUCUGAAAUUGAAUCCCUCGAAGCUUCUCGAUCAAACCCCAGAGACUGCCACGAGAAAAACUCGGGUUUCAGUUCGAGCAAGAUCAGAAGCUCCAAUGAUAUCUGAUGGAUGCCAAUGGAGAAAAUAUGGACAAAAAAUGGCAAAAGGAAAUCCAUGCCCACGAGCUUAUUAUCGUUGCACUAUGGCAGUUGGUUGUCCAGUACGCAAACAUGUUCAAAGGUGUGCCGAUGACCAAACAAUCCUGAUUACAAGCUAUGAAGGUAAACAUAAUCAUCCACUGCCUCCGGCUGCCUUGGCUAUGGCGUCCACCACCUCUGCCGCCGCCGAUAUGUUCCUUUCCGGCUCCACCACAAGUACUGAUGGGUUGAUGAAUACAACUUUUCCGGCGAGAACUAUUCUUCCUUACUCGUCUAACAUUGCUACAAUAUCAGCUUCCACUCCAUUUCCAACUGUUACAUUAGACCUCACACAACCUCAAAAUUCAUUACAGUUCCAUAGAACAUCACCUGCCCAAUUCCAAUUCCCUUUGCCAGUGCCAAUGGCUCAAGUUUUUGGGUCGAAAUUUUCGGGGCUCCAGAUGUCUCAGGAUAUCGAAUCCACCUUGCCAAGCCAGGCAGAGCACCACCACGCACUUAAAGUUACAACGGCAGCCAUUACCGCCGAUCCUAAUUUCACCUCCGCCCUUGCCGCCGCAAUCACCUCCAUCAUUGGUGGCGCACAUCCAAUCGUCAGUGACAACUCAACCAAUAAUAAUUCCAAUUGA